AUGCAGAGCGCAAGCGAGAUGCCUUCAUGGACCAUCUGAAGAGCAAGUACCCCCAGCAUGCCCUUGCCCUCCGAGGCCAGCAGGACCGACUCCGGGAACAGCAGCCCAACUACUGGAGUUUUAAGACUCGAAGCUCCCGACACUCACAGGGUGCCCAGCCAGGGCUGGCAGACCAGGCAGCUAAGUUGUCCUUCGCCUCUGCUGAGUCACUGGAGACCAUGUCGGAGGCUGAGCUGCCCCUCGGCUUCAGCAGGAUGAAUCGAUUCCGCCAGAGCCUGCCCCUCUCUCGAUCAACUAGCCAGACAAAACUCCGUUCCCCAGGGGUGCUAUUCCUGCAGUUCGGGGAAGAGACACGUCGGGUGCACAUCACCCACGAGGUCAGCAGCCUGGACACACUCCAUGCCCUCAUUGCCCACAUGUUCCCACAGAAGCUCACCAUGGGCAUGCUCAAGUCACCCAAUACGGCCAUCCUCAUCAAGGAUGAGGCUCGAAACAUCUUCUACGAGCUUGAGGAUGUCCGGGACAUACAAGACCGAAGUAUUAUCAAGAUUUACAGGAAAGAACCUCUGUAUUCUGCCUUUCCUGGCUCCCACCUCACUAAUGGGGAUCUUCGGAGAGAGAUGGUCUACGCCUCCCGGGAGUCAUCUCCUACCCGCCGCCUAAACAACCUCUCCCCGGCCCCUCACCUGUCCUCGGGUUCCCCACCUCCAGGCCUGCCCUCUGCUUCACCUUCCCGGUCCAGGCUCUCCUAUGCAGGGGGAAGUGGGGGACGCCCCCCAUCCUAUGCUGGCAGCCCCGUCCACCACUCAGAAAGGCUGGGAGGUGUGCCCCCUGCCCCGGGUGUCUCUCCUAGCCCUAGUGCCAUCUUGGAGAGGCGGGACGUGAAACCCGAUGAAGACCUGGCGGGCAAGGGAGGAGGGGUGAUGUUAGUGAAAGGGGAGGGCCUCUACGCAGACCCCUACGGGCUGCUCCAUGAGGGGCGCCUGAGCCUGGCCUCAGCUGGAGGAGACCCCUUCGCUUACCCCGGCGGAGGACUUUACAAACGGGGCUCAGUCCGAUCCCUCAGCACAUAUUCUGCCACUGCUCUACAGUCUGACCUGGAGGACUCCCUGUACAAAGCAGCCACUGGCAGCAGCGGGCCGCUCUAUGGGGAUGGCUUUGGCUUCCGUCUGCCCCCUGCUUCUCCCCAGAAACUGGUGGAUGUGGCAGCACCCCAGGGCGGCCCUCCCCCUCCCCAUAGCCCUUAUUCUGGGCCUCCUAGCCGUUCCUCUCCCGUCAGGCAGUCCUUCCGCAAGGACUCUGGCUCUUCCUCCUCUGUUUUUGCUGAGAGCCCAGGGGGCAAGCCAAGGGGUGGGGGGGGCUCUUCAUCUUCUGGGGUGCCCCCAUCAGAGCUUUUCCCAGGGCCUGGGGAGCGCCCAUUGGCAGGCUUUGGGCCUCCGGUGCCAGCCAAGGACACAGAGACCAGGGAGCGAAUGGAAGCCAUGGAGAAGCAGAUUGCAAGUUUGACAGGCCUGGUACAGAGUGCGCUUCUCCGUGGCUCAGAGGCUGAAACCCCCAGUGAGAAGAUUGAAGGUUCCAACGGAGCAGCGACGCCUUCAGCACCUUGUGGGCUGGGCGGGCGGAGCAGUAGUGCCCCUCCGGUCCCAGCGCCUCCACCCCCUUCAGCCAGCAGCACCCCAGCGGGCCCCCCAACGGCCGUCACCCGUCUACACAUGCAGCUGCACCUCCAUGACCUACAGCACAACGCCAGUGACCUCCGCAACCAACUCCAGCAGCUGCGCAAAAUGCAGCUGCAAAAUCAGGAAUCUGUUCGAACCUUGCUGAAGCGCACAGAGGCCGAGCUGAGCCUUCGGGUGUCCGAAGCUGUCCGGAAGCAGGAGGAUCCCCUGCAGCGGCAGCGUACCCUGGUGGAGGAGGAGAGGCUGCGCUAUCUGAGCGAGGAGGAGCUGGUCACCCAGCAGCUCAAUGACCUGGAGAAGUCGGUGGAGAAGAUCCAGAAGGAGGUGUCCCACAAUCAUCGGCUUGUCCCGGGUCCUGAGCUGGAGGAGAAGGCCUUGGUGCUGAAACAGCUGGGGGAGACCCUCACGGAACUCAAGUCACAAUUCCCUGGGCUGCAGAGUAAGAUGCGAGUGGUUCUCCGGGUGGAGGUAGAGGCAGUGAAGUUCCUGAAGGAGGAGCCACAGAGACUGGAUGGGCUCCUCAAGCGCUGUCGAGGGGUCACCGACACACUGGCUCAGAUCCGAAGGCAAGUGGAUGAGGGUACAUGGCCACCUCCUAACAACCUCUUGAGCCAGUCUCCAAAGAAAGUAACAGCUGAGUGUGACUUCGGCAAAAGCCUGGACUUCGAGGUGCCACCCCCCAGCCCUCCCCUGAGCCUCCAUGAGCUGGGGGGGGCAGGCGAGGGCACUGCUCAUACACCCAAGGGGGGCAAUCCCUCCAGGGGCCCUGAAACACCCAGCAAGAGAAGCGUGGACAAGGCCGUGUCUGUGGAGGCAGCUGAGAGGGACUGGGAGGAGAAGAGGGCAGCCCUGAGCCAGUACAGUGCCAAGGAUAUCAACCGGCUGCUGGAAGAGACCCAGACCGAGCUGCUGAAGGCCAUCCCGGACCUGGAUUGUGCAGGAAAGCCUCGGGGGCCAGCCCCCACCCCUGAGCACAAGCCCUCCAAAGCUCCCCAUGGCCAGAAGGCAGCCCCCCGUGGAGAGGCCAGUGGGCGGAGGGGCUCAGACGAGUUGACUGUGCCCCGAUACCGAACAGAAAAGCCUUCCAAGUCGCCCCCGCCACCCCCUCCGCGACGAAGCUUCCCCUCCUCCCACGGCCUCACCACCACCCGCACCGGAGAGGUCGUGGUCACCAGCAAGAAAGACUCAGCCUUCAUCAAGAAGGCAGAAUCAGAGGAGCUGGAGGUCCAGAAGCCCCAAGUGAAACUGCGUCGGACAGUGUCGGAGGUGGCCCGUCCAGCCUCCACGCCGCCCAUCAUGGCAUCAGCCAUCAAGGAUGAAGAUGACGAGGACCGAAUCAUUGCGGAACUGGAGGUGUUUGAAAGAAGUUCACUGCCCCUCUCCCCCACGCCCCGCUGCCAGCCGUUCCCAGCCUCGAUCUCCCCCCAGGAGUAUGGGCCCCUUGGGCCCAGCCCGGGCCCCCCACGGAAGACUGCCCCACUCCCCAGAAGCUUCUGUAUCCCCCAGAUCAUCCUAACUGAAUGCACUUCCAAUCCACCAUCACCUCCAGAGAUUAUGCCUGAAGAGGCAGGCAUGGUGAUAAUGCCCAUCCUGCUGCCCCGGGCACUAAUGAGUGCAGAUAGAAGCAGAGUCACUAACCAGUGUCAAGCACCACCGCUUGGCCAGGACGAGACAGGGGCCAAAUUGAUGGUGACGAGGCCUCUGGCAGAAGAUGAUCCUUGCCCACCUGGGAGUACCAAAAGACCAAGACAGGGAGAGGAAUCAUUGAAAAGAGUGGUCACCAAGGUCCAAGCACCAACAGAAGGGACCAUCCAACAGCUGGUGGAAGAAAAAGGAACCGGGCUGACCUGCCACAGGCAAGGGAGGCCAGACAGAAGUCGGCGUCCAGCCGUCUUUGUAAAUUCUGCUCCUGCCUCUGUGAGCCCAGAAGAAACCAUCACGCACUCUGGACAUAAUAACCACAUGCCCAUGGGAGACUGUGCAGAGAGGACUGUGCCUCAGGCCCAGAGUGAGAAAGAUCCCCUUGGUCUGGACUCAGAAGAAAGGGACGCCAGUCUUUGGCUCCCUUUCCAGAGACUUGACAGUUUGGAGGAGAUGCUCCAGGAGCUGGAGGCCACACUGAAUGCGAUGGGCAAGGCCCCUUCAGCACCCCCCAUUGGCACCCUCUCUGGGACCCUGUUCCAGCCCCGCAGUUCCCAGAGCGGCGGGGUCUCCAUCCCCCCUAUGAAGAUGGUGACACCUGGGGCAUCCAGGCUGAAGCCAGGACAGGCAAGCAGCCCAGACAAAGGCAAACACAGCAAACAGCGGUCAGAGUACAUGAGGAUCCAGGCCCAGCAGCAGGUCAGUAGACCAUCUAAAGAGGUGAGCGGGUCAAAUGAGACCUCAAGCCCAGUCUCAGAAAAACCCUCUGCUUCCAGAACCUCCAUCCCCGUAUUGACUUCCUUUGGGGCAAGGAAUUCCUCCAUCUCCUUCUAAAGCCCUAUCUUCUUCCUCCCAUUUCCUCCCCUCUUCUUCCUCCUUCUACUUUACCUCUCACCAUAUUCCCUUCAUUUCCCUACCCCCAACACACCCUUCUUCAGAAUCUCAACAGGAUUUGGUGCAGUUAUGCCCACCUUCUAGCUGCCCUACCCACCCAC
Trichosurus vulpecula (common brushtail) is the source of this 4315-nucleotide messenger RNA. RefSeq names its product SRC kinase signaling inhibitor 1 (gene SRCIN1). The transcript has 20 exons. Gene Ontology annotation, biological process: regulation of dendritic spine morphogenesis. Bases 27 to 4154 code for a protein of 1375 amino acids. The record is from RefSeq and is a predicted model, not a curated record. Lineage: Eukaryota; Metazoa; Chordata; Mammalia; Diprotodontia; Phalangeridae. Gene Ontology annotation, cellular component: cytoplasm; actin cytoskeleton; postsynaptic density.